Molecule: messenger RNA, 724 nt
Organism: Penaeus vannamei (Pacific white shrimp)
Lineage: Eukaryota; Metazoa; Arthropoda; Malacostraca; Decapoda; Penaeidae
Source: RefSeq, a predicted model, not a curated record
GAUAGCUCUCCUGGACUUCCCGGCAUGUGUAAUAGGAGACCCCCCAGAAAUGACAGCUGAGGCUCUGGAGGCAGGCACAGGUAGCCCAAGGGGUGGAAGCCUGAGCCCGGGUGGCAGUGGAGGAAGCCCCAGCGGUGGUGAGGGGAACAUGCAGAUGGUGUCUGGGACAUGUUGCUGGAGGAACAUGUUCUCCUGCAUCAACCUGCUGAGAAUCCUUAACAAGCUGUGCAAGUGGAAGCACUCUAGAAUCAUGAUGCUUGUUGUUUUCAAAUCAGCACCAAUUUUGAAACGCACCCUGAAGGUGAAACAUGCUAUGAUGCAGUUAUAUGUAUUAAAACUAUUAAAGAUGCAGACAAAAUAUCUGGGCCGACAGUGGCGUAAAACCAACAUGAAAACAAUGAGUGCCAUCUAUCAAAAGGUGAGACAUCGACUUAAUGAUGACUGGGCUUACGGCAAUGAUCCUGAUGCAAGACCAUGGGACUUCCAAGCAGAAGAAUGUGCUCUAAGAGCAUGCGUUGAUAGAUUCAAUUCACGAAGAUAUAAUAAUACAGUAGUAAGUGGAAACCUCCAUCUGCUUGAUUUACAUAUUCCUUCAGUCAGAUCUGUUAAAAAGUGUGUGUGCGAGUGUGAAUGUGUGUUUGAUUGUGGUUCUCUCUCUGGUUGUAUAUGUUUUGUAUUGUUUUUGUUGUUUUUUAGUGCUUUGAAUUAGUAUUUCCAUUUUAGU